Dicrocoelium dendriticum is the source of this 820-nucleotide messenger RNA. Lineage: Eukaryota; Metazoa; Platyhelminthes; Trematoda; Plagiorchiida; Dicrocoeliidae. The record is from the annotation of a GenBank genome assembly.
CUGAGUUAUACUAAAGUCAGUCACAGGAAAAUGUAACAUAAUUCCGGAAAUAAGCGCACUUUCCACAUAUCGUAGCAAUGGCAACUAGUGGAGAGGAUCCACUCAAAAACGCAUUUCUUGCUUACUGCAGUGUUAUUUCACAUGAUUCCACUAAGGGAAAUUCGUCCACCAUACGAAAAAUGUGCACAGAUACGGGAAUAAACAAGACAAAAAUGAAACAGAACGAUGUAGAUUUGGAAUACACUCGGUGUUUCGGGACCAGUAAAGAAGCAAUUGACUACCGAGCAUUUUUACUUUUUGUCAACGAUUUCCUUGGACCCACUUAUGGCCGAAUGAACGGAUUGGAGAAAGACGAGGCAGUGGCAGAAAUCCGGGAAAAGUUAUCCAACGCAAGGCCACAGCUAAAAAACACAACUAAACCAUCCAACGAUGCGGUUACUCAGCGUUUAUUCAAUCCGGAAAAUUAUCCACAAGCUCACAGAGACAACACGGGCACCAGCACAAGAAAAGCCGGAUACAAUCCACCACCUGGUCGUCAACUCAAUAAAAAAUGAAAGCACUUAUCCUCAAUGGAUGUCAACGGAUUUCUGAUCGGUUGUCCGUUAGUUAUCUGCACAUAAACACACGUCGGCAAUUUUUGUGGUUUAUGAAUACUGAUACCCUAUCCGAUCCAAAAGAUAAAACAGUCCAGACGGUAGCACUGUUAUUCUUUGCGUUCGCGACACAGUUGUGAAACAGACUGGAUAAAAUUUCCUGCACUUAUCCCUCGAAGUUGAUUUUCACCUAACCAGUAGAUCAACUGAUCUCAUGUGAUAGGUUU